AGGACAUGAUCUCCCAGGUGGCCUUCGUGCAGCGGAGCCUGACCUCGGAGAAGGGGCCCGGCGAGUACUCCUACAACAUCAACGCCGACGAGCUCUUCCACGUGGACCUGGAGCUCAAGGACAUCGUCUGGCGGCUGCCCCGCUUCCGGGACCUCUCCACCUACCCAGCCGAGAGCGCCCUGCGCAACAUCGCCGUCCUCCGCUCCAACCUCGAGAUCCUCAUGCGCCGCUCCAACAACACCCCCGUCGAGAACGUCCCCCCGAAGGUGACGCUGUACCCGGAGAAGCCGGUGGAGCUGGGGGAGCCCAACGUGCUCGUAUGCCUGGCUGACGGCUUCCUGCCCCCUGUGAUCAGCCUGACCUGGGUGAAGAAUGGGCAGGAGGUGAAGGACACGGAGGAGACCGACUUCUACCCCAACAAGGACCACUCCUUCCGCAAGUUCUCCUACCUGACCUUUGUUCCCAACGCCGAGGACAUCUACUACUGCCGGGUGGAGCACUGGGGCCUGGCCCAGCCCCUCACCAAGGAGUGGAAUCCCAACAUGGCCGAGCCCCUCCCAGAGACGGCGGAGAGCGUGGUGUGUGGUCUGGGCCUGGUCGUGGGCGUCGUGGGCAUCAUCGUGGGCACCGUCUUCUUCAUAAAGGGCCGGCGGAACAACGAGGCCAACGUCCGCCGGAGGCCCAUGUAAUCGAGGGCAGAUGUCCCUUCAUAUCAAGAUCUGCGUCUGCCUCUUUCCCGACCCGCAUCCUUCGCUGCUCCUUCCGUGUCCCCAGUCGUUUCCAUUCCAGAUGCUCCAGGGUCUCUUCCCUAGAGAGGGUGUUGGGUGUUACAAGUCAAAACACUUCAGUAUUUACAGGGUUAAUGAUGUUUGUUAAGU
Molecule: messenger RNA, 878 nt
Organism: Gekko japonicus
Lineage: Eukaryota; Metazoa; Chordata; Lepidosauria; Squamata; Gekkonidae
Product: mamu class II histocompatibility antigen, DR alpha chain-like
Exons: 4
Coding region: 6-689 (227 amino acids)
Biological process (GO): positive regulation of T cell activation; immunoglobulin production involved in immunoglobulin-mediated immune response; immune response
Cellular component (GO): membrane; MHC class II protein complex
Molecular function (GO): MHC class II protein complex binding
Source: RefSeq, a predicted model, not a curated record